This is a messenger RNA of Neofelis nebulosa (Clouded leopard), 2371 nucleotides long. It is a transcript of the gene TROAP, whose product is annotated as trophinin associated protein. The transcript has 15 exons. Bases 145 to 2289 code for a protein of 714 amino acids. Lineage: Eukaryota; Metazoa; Chordata; Mammalia; Carnivora; Felidae. The record is from RefSeq and is a predicted model, not a curated record.
UCACGCGCCUCCGCGGGUGCGCAGAAGAGCCAAUCAGGCGCUCGGCGUAUUUUACAAACUGGGGAAGGAGCGCCGUGGAAGCCAGAGUCAGGAAAAAGCGGAGGCAGUGUGAAUGAGCCAGAGCGGUUCCGAGUUGUAGCCGUCAUGACUACCCUCCAAGCCACAAAGGAUCCUCUCCUGAGGGGUGUAUCUCCUACCCCUAGCAAGAUUCCCGUACGUUCUCAGAGACGCCAGCCUCUCCCUACAGUCAAACCCCGCAUCCUGGAUCAGGAGAACCAAGAUCCAAAGAGACUGGUGCAGAAGCUCAGUAUUCAACGCCCUGUCGACUCAGCCGGCCCCACGCCAAAAGUCACACAUCAAACGGAGAAAUCAGAAAGAUCACUGGAGAGCACUCAGCUCCGGAACCCCUUGGAGGAACUGAGGCCUAGCCCUGGGGGACAAAAUGUGGGGCCUAGGCCCCCUCCCCAGACAGAGGCUCCAGGGACCGUAGAGUUUGUGGCUGACCCUGCAGCCCUGGCCACCAUCCUGUCAGGUGAGGGGGUGAAGAGCUGUCGCCUGGGGCGCCAGCCCAGUCUGGCUCAGAGAGUACUGGUUCGAGGGAGCCAGGGAGGCACCAUCCGUAGAGGCCAGGGUGCCCGGGCCUCUGCAUAUUUAGCCCCUAGAACUCCCACCCACCGACUGGACCCUGCCAGGGCUUCCUGCUUCUCGAGGCUGGAGGGACCAGGACCCCGCGGCCGGACCUUGUGUCCCCAGAGGCUAGAGGCUCUGAUUCCACCUUCAGGACCUUCCUUUCACCCCUCUGCGCACCCCAGUUUCCAGGAGCUAAGAAGAGGGACAGGUGGCAACAGCCGGACUUCAGUGAGCCAGACCUCAGGAUUACUCCUGGAGACCUCAGUUCAGCCUGCUCCCUCUCUCCCUGAAGGAGAACAUGAAGUUGUUACUCACUCUGAUGAAGGAGGAGGGGGCCCCCUAGGUCUGGCCCAGCGGGUACCAUUAAGAGAGAUAACCCACACCAGGGACGGCCGUGCCUCCCACCUGAUACCCUCCCCUGGCCGUGUGGUGCCACCUUCCAUCACCCAUCCAUCACCCUUUGGACAGGCUCAGCGUGUACCCUCGCCUCGCACCUCAGCUCCAACCUCGUAUUCAGUUUUGCGGCGUCUUGCCGUUCGCCCCAAAACCCAGUUCACACCCAUCCUGUCGGCCCCCAGAGUUCAGCAGGCCCAGUGUUUGAGUGGCCUCUCCCCUCAGUCUUGCCCUGAAGACCCUGCCCUGCCCUGGGAGCAGAUUGCAAUCCGGUUAUUUGACCAGGAGAGCUGCGUGAGUUUGCAUGAGGGUCCUGGGAAACCCGCCGUGGCAGCUCCUCAUGGACCCCACCCUGGCACAACCCCCAAGCUCCAGGAGCUGAAGAUGCAGCGCAUCAGUAUCCUGCAGCAGCUGUUGCGACAGGAGGUAGAAGGGCUCACAGGGGGCAAGUGUGUCCCCCUGAAUGGAGGCUCCUCUCUGGAUAUGGUUGAACUUCAGCCCCUGCUGGCUGAGAUGUCCAGAACUCUCAAUGCCCCAGAGAAGAAUUCAGGGGACUUACACCCUCUCGGACUGUUACAGAACCCUGGGCUACCAAAGCCCUGCCUCCCAGAGGAGUGUGGGGAACCACAGCCCUGCCCAGGAACAAAGCUGGAGAUAGCUCAGCCCUGCCCUGCAACAGAGCCAGGGCCCCCAGAGUCCAGCCAUAGCAGGGAGCCUGGGAUACCAGAAUCCCCUGUCCAGGAACAGCCUGAGGUAUCAGAGCCCUGCCCUCCAGUAGAGCCUGGACCCCUUCAGGCAGACUCCCACGGGCAGACUGGACUCCUAGAGCCCUCCCCUAGGAUAGAGCCUGGGGCAUCAGAGGCCUGCUUCCUGGAACCUAGAAGUCCAGAGUCCAGCCCACGGCCCUGCUGCAGUCCGUGGGCACCAGCCACCACCAACCUGAUCUUCUCCUCCCAACGCCCACUCUGUGCCAGCCCCCCUAUUCACUCACUCCGGUCACUGAAGCCCCCAACAGGCCAGGCAGGCCCCAGCAACCUGGCCCCUCGAACCCUGGCUCUGAGGCAGCGCCUCAAAGCAUGUUUGACUGCCAUCCACUGCUUCCACGAGGCCCGCCUGGAUGAUGAAUGUGCCUUCUACACCAGCCGAGCCCCACCCUCAGGCCCCACCCGGGUCUGCACCAACCCUGUGGCCACAUUACUUGAAUGGCAGGACGCCCUGUGUUUUAUUCCAGUUGGUUCUGCUGCCCCACAGGACUCUGUAUCAUGAUGCGUCCACAUCCUGUUCUGCCAUGUGCCUUCCUUUUAGCCCUUAUUUAUUAUCCUUCAAUAAAGUUUCUUUUUUUAUUUUA